This is a messenger RNA of Xyrauchen texanus (razorback sucker), 1223 nucleotides long. RefSeq names its product prostaglandin reductase 1-like. The record is from RefSeq and is a predicted model, not a curated record. NCBI's taxonomy places the organism in Eukaryota, Metazoa, Chordata, Actinopteri, Cypriniformes, Catostomidae. Gene Ontology annotation, cellular component: cytoplasm. The transcript has 9 exons. Gene Ontology annotation, biological process: prostaglandin metabolic process. The coding region runs from base 97 to 1095 and encodes 332 amino acids. Gene Ontology annotation, molecular function: 15-oxoprostaglandin 13-reductase [NAD(P)+] activity; 2-alkenal reductase [NAD(P)H] activity.
AUGAAGUCGAACACGCCUUUUCACUGCAACUGCGACUGUGUGCUGUAAGUAUAAUAGAAGAAUAGAAAGCUUUGUGGACACAACGUUGACAGAGCCAUGGUUCUUCAAGCCAAAUCUUGGGUCCUGAAGCAGCACUUUGAGGGCUUUCCCAAAGUCAGCGACUUCCAGCUGAAUGAAGAGCAGCUCCCUGAGCCCAGAGAUGGAGAGGUUCUUCUGGAGGCUCUGUUCCUUAGUGUGGAUCCUUACAUGAGACCGUUCAGUCGUGUUCGAAUGCAACCUGGAGACGUGAUGAUCGGAACUCAAGUGGCCAAGGUGAUUCAAAGCAAUAACCCAUCAUUUCCUGUGGGCUGCCAUGUGCUUAGUCGAUGCGGAUGGAGAACACAGACAGUUUCAGAUGGGAGUGACAUCACACGAGUCUUGGCUGACUGGCCUCAGGAUGUCCCCCUCUCCCAUGCCCUCGGAGCCAUAGGCAUGCCAGGGCUGACUGCACUCUAUGGUUUGGAGGAAGUCUGUGCCAUCAAACCAGGUGAAACCUUACUGGUGAAUGCAGCUGCAGGGGCAGUGGGCUCUGUAGCAGGUCAGAUUGCCAAACUUAAAGGUUGCAAGGUUGUGGGUUCAGCUGGUAGUGAUGACAAGGUGGCAUACCUGAAAGAGCUGGGCUUUGACCAGACGUUCAACUACAAGACUGUCUCCUCACUGGAGGAAGCACUGAAGAACGCUUCACCUGAAGGAUAUGACUGCUACUUUGAGAAUGUGGGUGGUCAUUUUUCAAGUGUUGCUAUUUCACAAAUGAAGGCUUUUGGACGAAUUGCAGUGUGUGGAGGAAUAUCACUGUACAAUGACACAAUCCCUCAGACCGGCCCUUAUCCACACCUUCCCAUGAUUUUUAAGCAGUUGAAAAUGGAAGGUUUCUUGGUGGGCAGGUGGGAGCAUAAAAAUGAAGAGUCACUAAGGCGAAUGUUGACCUGGAUGCAAGAGGGAAAGCUCAAGUGUAGAGAGCAUGUUACAUAUGGGUUUGAAAACAUGCCUGCUGCUUUCAUGGGGAUGCUCCAAGGGGAAAACAUCGGGAAAGCUAUUGUUAAAGUCUUUCAGUAGUUUGCCCUUGUAACAACAAUGCUGCCUCUUCUGUUAGGAAUUCUGCAUUAAUAAGUAAUCUUUUCCAUGUUGUGUGUUUUACUGUUCAAUGUCAAGUGCUUUAUUUUGUUUUCUAAAUAAAAGUCUUU